This is a messenger RNA of Rhodofomes roseus, 1242 nucleotides long. RefSeq lists its product as uncharacterized. Gene Ontology annotation, biological process: 3'-UTR-mediated mRNA stabilization. The record is from RefSeq and is a predicted model, not a curated record. Gene Ontology annotation, molecular function: mRNA 3'-UTR AU-rich region binding. The transcript has 3 exons. NCBI's taxonomy places the organism in Eukaryota, Fungi, Basidiomycota, Agaricomycetes, Polyporales, Fomitopsidaceae. Bases 184 to 1161 code for a protein of 325 amino acids. Gene Ontology annotation, cellular component: cytoplasm; nucleus.
CUGGCGGUUCAGAGCGCGGACGCACACCAGAACGACCCUUUGUUUGGCGUUAUCGGAGUUUCAAAACUAAAUACACUGCUCAAAUCCCCGCCGCUCGGGGCGCCUGGCCUAGGCCGGCUCCUUGCACGCUUACUGACACCAUCCUCAUCCCCCCCCUUCCUCCUCCUCUCUCGACAGCUCACCAUGCCCUCCGACUCUCCAGUCCAGCGCGAAGCGACAUCUCCCCAGUCUCGUUCUCCUUCUCCCUCAGGAAACGAGGUCUUGACGCUUCGCGCACUCGUCAGCACCAAGGAUGCUGGUGUCAUCAUUGGAAAAGCCGGCAAGAAUGUUGCUGACCUCAGAGACCAGACUGGCGUGAAAGCCGGGGUCAGCAAAGUCGUUCCUGGUGUGCACGAACGCGUUCUGACUGUGAGUGGUUCCGUGGAGGGUGUGGCGAAGGCCUAUGCUCUCAUCGUGUCCCAACUGAUGUCAGCGAGCCCUUCAUCCCCCACCACGAUGUCUUCCUCGCCGAAUACCUCCAUACGCCUUCUCAUUUCCCACAAUCUCAUGGGCAGCGUGAUUGGUCGUAACGGUCUGAAGAUCAAGGCGAUCCAAGACUCGUCGGGUGCGCGCAUGGUGGCGUCGAAAGACAUGCUCCCUCAAUCCACGGAGCGUAUCGUGGAGGUGCAUGGUGCCUCGGAGGCUAUCGGUCGCGCCAUCGAGGAAAUUGGCCGAUGUCUCCUGGAGGACUGGGAGCGGGGGGCAGGAACGGUUCUCUUCCAUCCAGGCGUUGGUGACGAGAGGUCGGGGCGACGGUCGUCCAACGCAAGCCGGCGUUACGGCGACGCGCCGAACGGCCGAGGUCGAACCUCUCCUUCUCCGAAUGCUUCGUCACCACCACCGACGAACCUGCGGACGCAAAACAUCUCCAUCCCUUCCGACAUGGUGGGCUGCAUCAUUGGCCGCAACGGCACCAAGAUCACUGAAAUUCGGCGGCUCUCCGGGUCUAAAAUCUCCAUCGCCAAAGAGCCCCACGACGAAACCGGCGAGCGCAUGUUCACCAUUGUCGGCACACCAGAGGCUAACGAGAAGGCGCUGUUUCUGCUCUACAACCAACUCGAGAGCGAGAAGGAGAGGCGCGUGGGACGGGACCAGCAACAGCAGGAGGAAAUGCAGGAUUAGGACCUCCGUAAGCGGCCGUGAGCUCCCAUGUCAAAUUGACAUCGCAUCGGGUGCCGCCGCACACCGUGCCCGAGGUCUUCU